AUCGGUUAUUUUUAAAAUGAGUCUUUUCGUUUGGAACGACAAAUCAUGGAUGUUUGUGGAAAACCCUUUAGAAUACGAUAUGAGAAACUUUGUUAUCGUUCGAAAACUCUUCAUUAAAUGGAAAAAAUCGAAUGACAAACCGUUCUCGACCGACGAAAUCAAACGUGGUUUGCGAUUGUUUGGGCCAAUUGAAUCGAUUCAAAUAUUAAAUGAAUUGAAGACCAGUCUUGAAGUCUAUGUGCUGUAUGAAAAAUGUCAAAGUGCAUUUGAAGCAUUUUAUGCAAAUCGAAGUGGUAUUUUGUCAACACCAAAUUUACUCCAAAUUGUACCAGCCGACACAUGGCACCAACCAGACUCACAUUCGAUAUGGAACACAAUCGAUCCAGAGAAAUGCUCCAUUUUGAAUUUAAAUGACGACUGUUUGCUGCACAUCUGUACAUUUCUCGAUUUCGAUACGUUGAUUAAAAUGGCGUAUGUUUGUACGAGAUUUAAGAAUCUAUUGGAUGAAUUCUAUUUUCCAAAGAGAAAAAUUCACAGCAUUCUCGUUUUUCAUGCAUCAUUAAACUCAAUACGUUUAGCGAUGAAAUGUAUUGGACCACACUUGGAACAUUUGACUCUGCGAUACAGUAACCAUUGCGUCAAAACAAAAAAUUACCUGCAAUCAGAGCACGAAGAACGAGCAACGUACAAAAUAUUACAGUACUGUGGUGAAAAUUUGAAAAAAUUAUCGAUUCACAAGCCGGAAGGACGAAAACCAUUGGAUAAACUGUGCGACUUAUUGAUGCCUGCACUACGAAAAAUUGUAUGCUUAGAGUGGAACACCGAUUUUGAUUGUAGUACUAUUGAAAAACUACACGAACUUUCACCACAUUUGGAAACGCUCAUUUUGAAAAAACGAACGUUCAGCUGUGAAUGUAAGCACAUCACGUCACACUUACAUUGGCCAACGUUGAAGAGUCUUUCAACUUUUCAACAUAUGUUCGCUUUAAAUACACCUUGUCAACAAUAUUUCGAACGGUUCAUCUACUUGAAUCCCCAAUUAAAGCGACUUAAACUCACCAAUGUCAAUGGGGAACUGUUUAAUGUGAUUACUGAACAUUGCGAAAAUCUCGAAUAUUUGGAAAUGCUACAAAAUUCCGAUCAAUGUAACAUUCACUCUGAAACAACAAUACAUUUACUGAAAAAAUAAAAAAAACUUAAAACAUUUGUGUUGCGGAUCAAAAGGACCGAAUUUCUGUCGGAUGUUGAAAAUCAAAUAAAAUCAUUAAGUCAAGUAAAACAACUCGAAUUGAUUGUUUUGUUGCGAAACUAUUCACUUCCAGUGUGGCCGCCGGAACAUUUUCCAUACACACAUCAUUCUUCAAAAAUUUCGAUAGAUAAUAACAGAUUAAGUCUACAAAUUUGCGAAAAUUCAACAUGCAUCGAGUAUCCGAAGGGAAAAACCACUUUGGUCAAUAUUAUCAAUUCAAAUAAUCCGAACGAAUCGUCAAAUUCAAGACUGGAACAAGAUAUUCAACUUACACUCGAUUCAUCAAAACAAUAUUUUCCAGAAUGUCAAGAAAUUAUGAAAUUCAAAACUGUCCAUUGCUAUCAAUACAU
Messenger RNA from Contarinia nasturtii (swede midge), 1599 nucleotides. RefSeq lists its product as uncharacterized. Gene Ontology annotation, molecular function: protein binding. The coding region runs from base 17 to 1189 and encodes 390 amino acids. The record is from RefSeq and is a predicted model, not a curated record. The transcript is spliced from 2 exons. NCBI's taxonomy places the organism in Eukaryota, Metazoa, Arthropoda, Insecta, Diptera, Cecidomyiidae.